GUGUGUGUGAGUGAGAAUGAGCAGGACAGGUUAUGUUAGCGCUCAGAGAACAGCAUCUCCAGGAUUCAGCUGUGUUUCUAUGAAGAGUAACAACUCCAUGAAUCUACCUCCUGGUCUCAGUGAUGUUGAUGCUCAGAGAACAGCAUCUCCAGGAUUUAGCUGCGUGUCCUUGAAGAGUAACAACUCCAUGAUUCUACCUCCUGGUCUCAGUGAUGUUGAUGCUCAGAGAACAGCAUCUCCAGGAUUUAGCUGCGUGUCCUUGAAGAUGAGUCUGCCUCGUGAAUUCAGUGAUGGACCUGCUGCUACCUUUGACUCUGUUGCUACCAGCAGAAAGAGAAAGAGAGCAGCCUCUCCACAGCAGCCCCUGAUCUCAGUCAUAAAUCAGCGCACCUUGAUCCUGUCCUUAUUCCAAAAUGGAUUAAAUUAAUUUAUUUCCUGCUGUUCACACAAUACGAGCAUAGCUUGGUCUGAGCAGUGUUACCUACAUUAGUGUCAGGCUGCAGAACUGUGGUACAAGAAGGCACAUCAUUAAACAUACUAGGAACAUCAGUAAUCAUGAAUUACACCUGAUCUUCCGCUAAAGCACGCUGUACAGACUUAUGAUCAAACUGACAUUUAAUGUUUUUCUGUGCAGAGGCCAAUGAAUUUCUCACAUUAGAGCAAAUUUUAUGCAGAUGCUUGCGUAAUUUACUGGCAUAAUUUAACACGUUGAUUUUGCAAAUAGAAGCAAGUGCUAGCAUAUUUGCUUUAAGCACUUUUACUGGGCUUCUGACAGUGUGACCAAACAUUACAUCAGCGUGAUUAAAACAUUGAAACAUUGCCUUUAACAUCUGAUGAAAAACAUUAAAGAACACCUUGGCUUUUGAUAGGAUAUGCGCUACCGAUCCGGGUGAGAAAUAUUCCAAGUUGCCAAAAGAGUUUUGAAAGGAAAUGUGUGUCUUUGUCUAAUUUGCAUGAUUUUAAGAAAAUCUAAAGUAGAGAAGAACUUCACAAUAGCUUUGACGACAACUGGUGCCGUGACAACUAGAAUCACCUCUGGAAACCGUGUAGCAACACAUUACUGGCAACAAAAACUGGUUACCACAUUUUGUUUUGACUUGAACUUGAAUUGGGUGGAGUUUUCAUUAUUUUUUUCAUUUUGAGCUGGCAAAGUAUCUUUAACAAAUAUAAGCACCAUGAAGGAUGUAAAAAAAUCAUCAGUGUCUAUUUUUUGAGCUUGAGCCUGAGUGACAUCACAAGCAGGAAAAGUUUCAGGAUAUAUUUCUGACAAUUCAUCAGUGUGAUCUGAUAAAACAGGUUUGUCAAACACUUCCAACAUGUAAAAAACCUUCCCACCAGCCAAAUCAUGACCUAGGAUAA
Messenger RNA from Puntigrus tetrazona (Sumatra barb), 1359 nucleotides. RefSeq lists its product as uncharacterized. The record is from RefSeq and is a predicted model, not a curated record. Lineage: Eukaryota; Metazoa; Chordata; Actinopteri; Cypriniformes; Cyprinidae. Bases 17 to 427 code for a protein of 136 amino acids. The transcript has 3 exons.